ACUCAUAUCCAUCCGCCAAUGGCGCUCACACGCCGUCGGCCAGCCUCCCUCCUACUCCUCCUUAUCGCCGCAACCCUCCUCGCGGGGCGCCCGGCCGCGGCCACGGGAAAGACCGGCAACAUCGUGGUGUUCUGGGGCCGGAACAAGGACGAGGGGUCCCUCCGGGAGGCCUGCGACACCGGCACCUACACCAUCGCCGUCAUCUCCUUCCUGGACGUCUUCGGCCGCGGCAAGUACCACCUCGACCUCUCCGGCCACGACGUCUCCGCCGUCGGCGCCGACAUCAAGUACUGCCACUCCAAGAAGUUCCUCGUCUUCCUCUCCAUCGGGGGCUUCGGCGGCCACUACUCCCUGCCGACCGCCCAGUCGGCGGCCGACGUGGCCGACUACCUCUGGAACGCCUACAUGCUCGGCACCCGCGAGGGCGUCCACCGCCCGUUCGGCGACGCCUACGUGGACGGCAUCGACUUCUUCCUCGACGGCGGCGGGCGGCCUGGCCCGGACCCCUACGACGAGCUGGCCAGGCGGCUAUGGGACUACAACAAGCCGUACCGCGGCAGGGUGCCGGUGCAGCUGACGGCGACGUCGUCGUGCGGGGACAGGCGCGUGGGGCGGGCGCUCGCCACGGGGCUCUUCACCCGCAUCUUCGUCAGGUUCUUCGACUACCCCCAGUGCGCCGCUAACUGGCAGCAGGAGUGGGACAGGUGGACGGCGGAGCAGCCGGGCGCGCAAAUCUACUUCGGCCUGCCGGCUUCGGAGAAGACGGUCGGCUACGUCCACCCCCUGGACCUUUACUACGAUAUCAUCCCGGUGGUGCAGAAGGCGGCCAACUACGGCGGCAUCAUGGUCUGGGAUCGCUACGAGGACAAGCGCACCGGCUUCAGCAGCUUCGUCAUCAAUUGGGCUUGAGCCUCUCUCACUCGCGUCAGCGUUACCGUGUGAAUUGCAUGUGUUUGCUACUUUGCUUGUCUUUUUUUUUCUAGUAGUCAGUUCGUAAUGGUGUGUUUGCUAUUAUCAGUGUGCAGUUGUGCUCGAAAUGGUGUGCCAUGUGCUUGUAAGAAUAACGUGAGACCUGUGUAGUAGGUCUCGAUUAAUAAGUACGGUU
Molecule: messenger RNA, 1105 nt
Organism: Triticum urartu
Lineage: Eukaryota; Viridiplantae; Streptophyta; Magnoliopsida; Poales; Poaceae
Product: xylanase inhibitor protein 1-like
Biological process (GO): carbohydrate metabolic process
Cellular component (GO): extracellular region
Molecular function (GO): chitinase activity
Source: RefSeq, a predicted model, not a curated record